Molecule: messenger RNA, 1608 nt
Organism: Fusarium pseudograminearum CS3096
Lineage: Eukaryota; Fungi; Ascomycota; Sordariomycetes; Hypocreales; Nectriaceae
Exons: 2
Coding region: 1-1608 (535 amino acids)
Source: RefSeq, a predicted model, not a curated record
AUGCACACGCAAGGAUGGAACGAGACCCCUCAACGGGGAUCGAAGAACAUCCCAACCCCAUACGGGUUCCAACCAAUUGGAACACAUUGGGCUGACGAUUUCGGCUGUCUACCCCUAUGUCAGGGAGGUAUUAGCUGUGGCAAGGUACAUCCGGGAACGGGAGGCCAUACAGAUGGUCGAUGCCUCACACCUGACCCAUCACAGAUGUUUGGGCCUGUAAACUGGGAUCACCACCAGAGGGCCGUGGCUGCUAAUCAACCCGCUAGUCAAAACCCCUUCCCUGCCCCACCGUACCACUUGGGCUACAUCCCUCAACCCCCUCCCUACCAUCUCCAGUCUGGCGCCUCUAAUCAUGACUACUCUUACGAGCCGUCCUUGAUAGAUGAGGCCGAAGACAGUGGUAUGUCGGACUGGGAUGCGGGCCCUUUGACCCCUGACGCUGAGGAACAAGAGCGAUGGGAACAGAUCGUUGGUGAUGGGGCGCAAGACAUUGACGAGUCCUCUUCUGGCAAAAAGAAGGAUCAAGUCGAUUCUGUUCCCUGGGAGGUGUCCGCAAGAGCCUGUCAAACAGAACUGGAGACAAUCAACGAUAAAGUGGACUUUGUUGUUCUAGCAAUGAAGAAAUUACUUGGCCAGAAACAAGAGGGUCAGGCUAAUGUUUCUCACAACGACGCUCGCCUCGAAGUUGAGACUGAUGGUGAGUCUUCCGGUUCGCAGUCAGUAUCACGUCUUCAACACCGCAGGAGUAAACGGAAACUAAACUGCAGACCAAGGUUGAAGCGUGAAUCAGCGAACGAGAUCGAUGCUAGAAAGAAGCUCGAGGCCAUGGUAGCAGAACCGCCACAGAGUGCUGAUUGCGCACUCCGAGGGAUAGGGUUUCCAUCUUCAAUUACACUUUUUGAGCAUUAUGACUCCAAUGCCCUCACAAGACCGGGUGAUUGCGCACUCGAUGCUUCCAGCAACAGAAAUGAUCUAACCCCGACCGUUGCUACGACGCCGUGCGAAGAAGAAGAAGAGACAAGUAUACCUGGCGAUCCACAUAAACAACUGGUGCUGAGCCCAAAGCAGGUGGAGGGAAUGAGGGAAACACAUCACAUCAACGAGAUCUCUAGCGAAUUGGACAUCAAAGAGGAGGAUGCCAAGAAGAAAGCUGAGAUAAGGGACGGACCCAUCUGGAAAUACCGAAUCAGACACCCUAAAAUGGUUCAGCCAAGAAACGUCGACGUAGACAAGGGAAGAAUCUACGCAAAGCUCCUUGCCCAGUCCGACCGUCAAACCAAGCCUUGGAACGGUGAUCUCAGCAAUCUCCAAGCCUUCCUCUUGGGACCCUUUCACAAAUGCGCCGACAUCACUGGCAUACGCAACAAGAUCUUCAAUCUGUUUACAGGGAUUCAAGGGGUAUCGAUUGAGCUCUGCUACGUCAAGGAUGAGCAGAGACUGAAGCUCUUCGUACUGGUUCCACCUUUCUACGCAGAAACCGAAGGUGCGCGGUCUUCCUUUGAGCUUAUGGAGGAUGCUGAGGAUGUGUCUCAACUGCUUUCGCAACAAAGGGUUGAUCGUUUUGAUGUUGAGAUUUGGGAAGCAAACUUUCGACUUGUCGUUGUCUAG